AUGGCACAUGCAGGAAAAGCAUUUGACUUCGAUGGCGAAGUUGCUAUCGUUACGGGUGCUGGCUCGCGCAUGGCUGGUGAAAUCGGCAACGGCCGUGCUACAGCCAUCCUCCUUGCUCGUCAGGGCGCCAAGGUUGCGCUGUUAGACUUCAAUGUUGAAUGGGCACAGGAGACCAAGCGCAUGAUUGACGAAGAGGGCGGUGUUUCGGAAGUCAUUCAGGCGGAUGUCACAGAUGAAGAGAGCUGCAAGCAAGCGGUCGCAAAGACAGUGGAACUCUUUGGAACAGUGCACAUUCUCGUUAACAUCGUCGGCGUUGGCGGUGCGAUGGGAGAUGCUACAACGUUAGACCUAAGUGCCUGGGAACGUGAUUUCCGUAUUAAUGUCACAAGCAUGGUCCUAAUGAGCCGGCAUGUGAUACCAGAGAUGCGCAAGAAUGGCCGCGGCGCGAUUGUUAAUAUGUCAUCAGUCAGUGGUCUUUUGGGCGGUAACCCUAGCCUCCUCUAUCCCACCACCAAGGGUGCAAUUAUCCAAAUGACUCGUGCCAUGGCUGCUCAGCACGGUCCUGAGAACAUCCGAGUUAAUUGUGUUUGCCCGGGAAUGGUUUUCACACCCAUGGUGCGCGGCCGAGGCAUGACCGAUGACAUGCGCCAGGCCCGUAUCAACCAGAAUCUGCUCAAACAAGAAGGAACGGGUUGGGAUGUUGGCUACGCAAUUCUGUUUCUUGCCAGUAAGGAAGCAAAAUGGAUCACUGGAUUGGUUAUGCCUGUUGAUGGGGGUACCACCGCUGGCAAGGCAGACCGACCAGCUUUAAAAGCAGAUACCCUGGCAGAGAAGAUUACUGGUGUGCCAAACCAGUCAUCGUAA
Messenger RNA from Talaromyces amestolkiae, 864 nucleotides. RefSeq lists its product as uncharacterized. The coding region runs from base 1 to 864 and encodes 287 amino acids. NCBI's taxonomy places the organism in Eukaryota, Fungi, Ascomycota, Eurotiomycetes, Eurotiales, Trichocomaceae. The transcript is spliced from 6 exons. The record is from RefSeq and is a predicted model, not a curated record. Gene Ontology annotation, molecular function: oxidoreductase activity.